Messenger RNA from Phragmites australis (common reed), 3317 nucleotides. RefSeq lists its product as uncharacterized. NCBI's taxonomy places the organism in Eukaryota, Viridiplantae, Streptophyta, Magnoliopsida, Poales, Poaceae. The coding region runs from base 363 to 2972 and encodes 869 amino acids. The record is from RefSeq and is a predicted model, not a curated record. The transcript has 3 exons. Gene Ontology annotation, molecular function: transcription corepressor activity. Gene Ontology annotation, cellular component: nucleus.
UCUCUCUCUCUCCCCCCUGUCACCGUUCUCUCUUUUCUUCGUUUUUAUGCCCGAGCCCCCCUCUCUCCCUCCCUCCCUCCCCCGUCUCCGCCUCCUCUCCUGUCUCUGAGACUCUGUCCCUCUCUGCACUCCAACGCACCACCGCUCCGUGGGCCUCGCCCUCGCCCUCGCCGUACUCGCCUCUCCCUCCCCGGCGGUGUGCUGCUCUGUGCUUCUCCCUCCCGCGAACCGCCGCUGAAUCUCGCCGCUCCUCCGCUCCGGUUCAGAUUCUCUCGCUCCCGCCUCGGGGCGUCCGUUUCUCGUCCGAGAGGCCGGAGGGCUCCGCGCGCUCGGGACCGGGAGGCUUUGCGCGGCUCGCGUGCAUGGAGGCUAAGAUGGAGUCACUCGAUCUUGAAGACAAUGGUGACCACCAGCCUUCUUCAGAAGCUUCUCUUGCUUCAGAUGUGAUAUGUGAUGACACACCAGUAUGUCCAUGCAUUGGAAUUGAGCACCAGGCAGAAAUCCCCAAACUGGUUACAGAGGAUGAGCACCAUGAGCUCAUGACCAGUUCACUUAGCGAUUCCACGUUACGUGGUUAUGGUUACCCUGUUGUGGUUGGGUUAGCUCUACCAAUUAUGUGGGCAUCACCAAGUGAAGUCAAUAAGGAGGAAGAGGAACUACAAACGCAAAAAAAUUCAGAAACCGAAGCAAGAGCCAAUAGCAGAGAUGAGGAAAGUCAGGUGACCUCAAUUUGUCCAACCAGCAAUAACACAAGCAAAUGCGAUCCAACUUAUCAGGAUCCUGAGAGAGUGGUGCUAGUAGUUCAGGUUGAAUCUGACAGUAAUCAAGCACAUGAUGAAAAAUUGGCUCCUUGCCCCACUCAAGAAGGCGUCAACUUCAUCAAUAAUCCAAUGAUGCAGCAAAGAGAAACCAAACAAUUAAAUCCACUGCCUUAUUCACCCAUUGCCCUUUGGAGUGAUCAUGAGGCAGAGCUGUUUCUCCUUGGGCUCUACAUUUUUGGCAAAAAUCUGAACCUGCUGAGCAGGUUUCUGAGUACUAAGAGUGUUGGCGAUGUGCUUUCAUACUACUACGGGAAGUUCUACCAAAGAGAUGCAUAUAAAAGAUGGUCGGACUGUAGAAAGGCAAAAAAUAAGAGAUGCAUUCUUGGGGAACGCAUUUUUCAAGGAUCACGACAGCAAGAGCUUAUAUCACGUCUGAAAUCUAAAAUCCCUACUGAAGCUCAUGAUUCAUUGAUUGAGGUUUUCAAAUCUUUCAGUGAUAGUCAAACAUCUUUGGAGGAAUUUGUCUUCACUCUGAAAUCCAUUGUUGGAACAGAAGCUUUUGUGGAGGCGGUUGGGAUUGGUAAAUGGAAGCAUGAUUUGACUGGGUCUGUUAUGGACCCUUCUAAACCAAAUCAAGUUCUCUCUGUUCACCCCGACUUGCCUGCAGGCAAAGAUUGUUCCUCACUUGCUUCAGAAGAUAUAAUCAAGUUCUUAACUGGUGAUUUCAGAAGAAGUAAGACAAGAUCGAAUGAUAUUUUUUGGGAAGCUGUCUGGCCUCGUUUGCUUGCGAAAGGGUGGCACUCGGAGCAACCAAAAGAUGUCAGCACAACUAAGACUUGCCUUGUAUUUCUUGUGCCGGGCAUCAAAAAGUUCUCCAGAAGCAAACUCACUAAAGGCACUCAUUAUUUUGAUUCUGUCAGCGAUGUCCUUAAAAAGGUGGCAGCGGAUCCUGUUCUUCUUGAGUUGGAGGCUGAUGGAAUAGACAAUGGUUUAACUGCUGAGAAAAAUGAUUGUAUCACAGAUAUGAAACUGAACCAAGAUAGUCCUUUAGAUGGAUAUCAGGAGCUUCCGAAGUUCACAAUAAUUGAUACUAGCUUAGUCGAAGGGGAAGCACCUUUCAAAGUGAGGGAGCUGAGGAGCUUACCUGCAGAUGCAAAUAUUACUUUUGGCCUUAUACAUCAUUCAUCUAAUAUGGUGAGUGAUAGUUCCUCGGAGGAGCAAGAUGCCAGUGAUAGAUUAUCAGGUGACCAGGGAAAUUGUGGACGAGUUACAGCUGAUGUAAAGGACAUUGAAAUGGUUUCAGUGGAUUCAUUGCAAAACAUGGUGACUGCUAAUGGUCAUUCUUCGAAUGGCAAUGAUGACAAAAUUGAUUUGACAAUAACCUAUGGCCUCAAAACAAAAACUGAAAGGCGCAAGUAUUUAUCCCCAGUGUCAAAGCGCAGAAGAUUAGCUAGCUGUAGUAAUGAACAGACCAGCCGACACAGCUUUUCUUUCUCGAAAGGUGGUGGUUUAGAGAAAGAGAAAAACAAGCCACUAUCUACUUCAUCAAAACCAAUUGCUGUUGAUGCUGGUGGCACUUUCCAGACCAAAACAAUUGCAAGCUGUUCAACAAAGGAGAAGCCAUCUGAGCCGAAAAGAGAUGCAGCGCACUCUCUUACCAAUGAUGGGCCAAAUGAGAAAAUGAGUUUAGCGAACUUAAUUGAGGACAAGUCAUUUGAGUGUUCAGAGGCACAAGUUCGUUCAAAGAUCACUGUCGAUGAGACACAGUUUGCCAAAGAAAGUGCUCAGGUUAGUGGUCUGAUCAACUCGAAUAAGCUGGAGACAACACACAGCGAUAAGGCAAUCAGAAACAUACGCAUCACAUCAUCAGAUAAUCAUGGUGGUAUGAAGGCUGAUGAAGCCCCCUCCGUUUCAAACAGCAACAUGGUUUGUGAUCCUUCGGAGGCAACAGGAAGACCUGCUAGCAAACAACCUGAGCUUGCUUUGCAGGCAAAUCCUCGGAGGCAUGGAACCAGAAACAGGCCUCCCACUGCAAAAGCUUUAGAAGCUGUUGCUUUUGGACUUCUUGGAAGCGGGAAGCGGAAGGGUGACCCAAAGAACACGUUGACAAACCGGCCUUCUCAGCGAGCUCGCAAAUCCACCAAAGACUUGGUUUCUAUGGCCAGUGGCGACGCAGAGAAGUCCAGCAUGGAUGCAGAAGCGCAACGAUGAGUGGGUUUUUAUGCAUUCAUUGGCAUGUAUAACAAACAGCGAGGCACUAUGUGUGGGUGAUGAAUAUCAAGCAACUAUACGAGGCCUUCAAGUAAAGUUGUCUUCAGCUGCUGAUGCACCGUGCCAUUGUCUGCCUAAUGUAACCAUGCAGGAGGGCCUGACGACGAUGGUACAGGUGCAUGAUGAUCAUCUUUUCUGCGAGACUCAUAAUUAGUUUUCGUUUAUUUCAUAGAGUCGUGUGCCUGUCAAGGCUUGCAAAACCAACUUGUACUGGAGAGAGGAGAAAAAAAUGCCAUAUUGGCGAAUUCAGUUAUGAGCUUACCAGGAUUUAACCUUUUCGAUUGA